GCAUGCGCAUAUCGACGAACAGCCCCACCCGGUGUCUGGCGGAAGUCCGACAUCCGGUACUUGCCCGUUCAAGAGGGCCGUUGCGCAAGCGCAAACAUUUCUUUGAAGCCAGUCCUAUGUCCAGUGACGACUGAAGACUGGCUUGCGGUCGCUUUUUUGUUCGCCCGCUGACCUCCCACCCCACCCACCAUAAGUUUCGAACGGGAUAGUCACUUCGUUAGCCCCUCACAUCCUACCCGUCACAGCCGCCUCACAGGCACGCGCGCUUUGCGGGCCCGGGGAGGGGAAGCGGGGUCCUGCGGUAACGUUUGCCUUCUCUUGCUUGCUCCCCGGCUGCCACACGCAUGCGCUGGCUUACUCGCGGUCCACCUUCACCACCGCGCUAACCCAGUCCUGUUCCCCAGAAUACAACGCACAAUUAGGGCAGCUGCAAGCCCUGUUCCUCGUCGAGGGGCCCCAGUCUGGCUUGACCCUUCUACCCUAUGCCGGAGCUCCUGGUAUGCCGCUGCAGCCCCCCGUAUCUGGCGCACACUGAUAGUGUGCGGGUUCUUGGAGGGGAGGGUAAGGUGUCCGGAGGAGAGACCCAAGGUCGCGCAGCUUUCAAGAUCCUAUGGAAAGUUGGUCAAGUUGUCCAGGACACUUUGGCCACUGGGGUUUGCUAUCAUGGCUCUCCUCCUGGAAAUUCUCCUUUUCUUUGUUCUUUGAGAUCCAGCAACCAGGACUCUGGUCGGGGCUAGCCCCAGGAUGGAGGCUCAGGCCUGGGAUGCUUGGCAAGGAGGAGUCUGUAAGACUGAUCCCUGGGGAGUCACCCUGGGCCCUGAUGAGAGGCCCAAGACAAAGCCAAGGCCCCUUGCAAAAGACAGCCGGGAGAUACCCUUCUCAGGAAGGAGACCAUUGUGGAAGGGAAGCUUCAGAGGCAAGAUGACUCCCCAGGGACCCCCACUUCCUUUCUAGUGUCCCACUUGGCCCAAGAUCUCCCUCAAGAAGCCCCUGUGUGUGACCAGUGUGGCAAGGUGCUUCUCUGGUGCUGCAUUUCUUAGUCGUGUACGAUCCAGUAGGCAACAGGCUGUACCAUUUCUACUCCAGAGAAGCUGUCGUUUCUCCUCUACAGAAGCCCCUGCAUGGGUGCCAGAAAGCGGCAAGGCCUUCAAGUGGAGCUCUAGCCUCGUGGAGUGAGUGGCCUGUGGCAACUCCAGAUCAUUCACUCUGGAGAGAGGCCCUCUGUAUGCCUCGAGAGGAAAGAUGUUUAAAAGAGCUGCUCCAGCAGCAGUGCGCUCACAGGCGUGAAAAGCCCUCUGUGUGGCCCAAUUGUGGCAAGGCCACGUUGAGCACCAGAGGACUCACGUCAGUGAAAAGCAGCACAGUUGCAGGAAGUCGAUGCAGCCUUCAGUGAGCAAUCUACUCAAGCCCCGGUGCACCCAUGCCAGCUCUGAGUAUGGCACAGCCUUUUGUGGUAGCUCUGAGCUGCAGCAGCAUCAGAACCACUCUCUGGAGAGAAGCCCUUCAUCUGUGGUGACUGUGGCAAGGUCUCUGUGCACAACUCGGAGCUCAGGAGCCAGCAGCAGAUACACACAGUUACGCCUGCCACAGUUGCCAUGACUACCAAGAGGCUUGUGAUUGGCGAAGACGACUUCCCUAACGUCUUUCCGUCAUUGUCGGAGCGGACGCAACCGGACUACACUUCCCAGCAGUCCCCGCGUGGACUGCCGCCCGUCCUUGCGGCUGUCCGGUCUUCUCAGUGCCGCGGUGUCCCGGAGGAGGCGAAAGGCUCCGCGCUGCGUGCGGGGCGGGGACCAGGAGACCCCCGCGGGCCACCUGUACCGAAUCCAGCAACCAGGACUCGGAAUUGGGGCCAGCCCCAGGAUGGAGGUUUGGGCCAGGGAUGUGGGUCAGGGAAGAGUCCCUGAGGCUGAUCCCCAGGGAACCACCAUGGACCCCGAGGAGAGGCCCAAGAUGGAGUCAAGGACCCUUACAGAGGACAGAGCUGAUCACCCCUCGCAGAAGGGAAAUCUGUGUGGAGGGGCGGCUGGCGGCAGGACGAUCCCCCCUGGCGCUUGUUCUCAGGGCUGCGUUCUAGGCGUGAGCCCCAGCCCUGGAGCGGGACUGCUAGUGUGGGAGCCGCGUACCCCUUCCUCCUCUCAGGACCUGGACCUGGCCACCUCCCAGGGGCCGCACACUGUGGAUGGCCCCUGUCGGUGCCUGGCUGGUGCCAGUGCCUACAGCCAAAGCUUCUACCCGACGUGGCAUCUCAGAGCCCUCCGUGGGGAGAAGACUGUAGCAUGUGACCACUGCGGUGUCCAAGGCGUUCUUUGGAGCUGUCCUCGGGGUCAGCCGCGUGGGGUCCUCACAGACAACCGGCCAGGCAAACAAGGGAUGGGUGUCCAGACCUUCCCCGGGACCCUGCAGCUGAGUCCCCCCUAGCGGAGCCCCUCUUUGGAGCAGCCCCAGGCAUGCGAGUUAGGGGAGUGCAGUGACGUCUGUGCCUGGAGGGCUCCUCUGGCCCCACAGGAGCGGAUGCAGGCGGCAAGAGAGCCCCGCCCGUGUGGCCGGUGUGGGAAGCACCUCGGCCUCUCCAGGCAGCAGCAGCAGCAGGGUAGCCCUACAGGUGAGGGCUCUCCGACGGGUCCCGAGUGCAGUCAGGCCACAGGUCCUCCCGCCAGUGCCGUGGACCCCGCAGCCCAGCGGCUGUACACGUGUGACGAUUGUGGCAAGGCCUUCACCCGCACCUCAAGCCUGUUGCAGCAUGAGCGCAUCCACACGGGCGAGCGGCCCUACGAGUGUGCCGAGUGCGGCAAGGCCUUUGUGCGCUGCUCCGGCCUCUACCGUCACCAAAAGACGCACUCGUCAGAGCGGCAGCGCGGCGGCCCAGUCCCGGCUCAGAGUACCUUCCUGCUGGAGCGCUCAGCCUGCAGGGACUGGGAUGAGGGGUGCCCAGGGAUCCUGCAGGUGCCAGCCCUCUAUGAGGAGAAGCCGUACAAGUGUACUGAGUGUGCCAAGGCCUUCGGCCUCUUCUCGCAUCUCGUGGGGCACCGGCGUGUGCACACGGGUGAGAAGCCUUACACGUGUCCCGAGUGCGGCAAGGCCUUCAACCAGCGCUCAAACCUGAGCCGCCACCAGCGCACGCACAGCAGCGCCAAGCCCUACGCGUGCCUGCUGUGUGAGAAGGCCUUCAAGGGCCGCUCGGGCCUGGUGCAGCACCAGCGCGCGCACACCGGAGAACGGCCCUACGGCUGCCCAGAGUGCGGCAAGACCUUUCGUGGCUGCUCUGAGCUGCGCCAGCACGAGCGCCUGCACUCGGGCGAGAAGCCCUACAUCUGCCUCAAUUGCGGCAAGGCCUUCGUGCGCAACUGCAGCCUGGUGCGCCACCUGCGCACGCACACGGGCGAGCGGCCCUACGCGUGUGGCGUGUGCGGCCGCGCUUUCAGCCAGCGCUCCAACCUCAGCGAGCACCAGAAGCGGCACGCAGCCCCCGCUGCGCCCUGACUCGCUGGGGAGAACCGGUGGGUGGGUGCCGGUGGGAGGCUACGGUGCCAGCACUGUGUGUCCUGCCAUGUCCCCCAGGGUGAGGAGAGGCCAGCCUCCCGGAAACCUCACAAACCACAAAUGUUUGUAACUGUUAUUAAACCUCAUUUUGUAUACGUGGCGUUCACAGGUUUCCUGCUUGUGGCUCCUGCUCCACAUAUGUGUCUGACCCCUUUCCACCCGAGCCUCAGCGUCCGUUCUAGAUGAAGCAAUGAUAAUCUCGUGUAUGGAGCGCUGACUUAGGCCAGCGCUUUGUUCACAUUUCAGGAGUUUUCUUUUCAGUGGACAUUCCUGUGCCUGCUGGUCCGCUGGUCCACUGGGGAGAGAGGUGAAGUGACUCCACAGGGGCUUGGCCAGAUAACAGAGGCACAAUUUCAACCUAGAAUCUCUCACUGUCCUUAGUGGCUUCAGUAGCCCUUGGUGGCCUCAGGGUCUUCUCACACCUUCUCUUGUAGUCAGGCCCCUGACUCCUCCCUUAGGUCUCCGAGAGGCCUCCUCUGGCCUCCCCAGACCUGGAGGGAAGGACCCAGCACAGCUCGUGACUCUUCCCGGGGCUAAAGGUGGUGGUAUGCCUGGGUUCUAACCAUGGAAAGGGCUCCCUUUCUAGGGGAGCGAGAUUCCCAGGCAACCCGAGCCCGUCUGUGUUUGGUGGGUGAAGGCAGCUGCAAGUUACUUUGGAUCCUGGCCUUUGGAAUUCCAGGCCAAAUCACACAUCCCAGAAGCCUCUGCGGUCUGAGAAGAAGCAAAGACAAAGACAGACCCAGAGGCCACCGCAGAGGUGCUGUGAGGUGCCGCCAGGCUCCUAGAGCGGCAUGUUGCCCAGAUUUUUAUAUAUCUACAGUAUUAAUCAUGGCCACCCUCUGUGUUACAAAGUAGAACCUUCCCACAGGGAAGUAUGAAAGUAGUUGACCAAGCAUUUAUUCUGAUGAGUAGCUGGGUGGGUUCAAACUGCCAACCUUUAGAUUAGUAGCCCCACCAAGACUGAGUUGGAAUCAACUCCACGGCAAUGAAAUACUAUUAAUAUGAUUCUAAUUUCAACCCUCCCCCCGCACUCCAUUCUCCACACCCAUCACCAAAGGGAUACUCUCACACUCCCCACUCCAGAAACCAAGUUUGUGGCACUUAAUACAUACCAGACCUGUGCUAAGCACUCUGCGUCCCAUUUGAUCCUCACUCUGUGUGGAUUGGGACGACUCUUACCCCAUAUUAUGGUCAUUCAGAGAGGCUCAGCCAGAGCUGCACAGGGAGCCCAGGGCCUAGGCCCUCAAUCCCUCCAGCAGAGUUCCCAGAGUGUGGCCUAAGACUCUGCAGCAAUACCCUGCCAGUCGGCCUUCCGGGGCUCCAGGGUCCUGCCUCCACCCCUUCCAAUGCUGCCUCCACCCUCUGGGCCUCCAUCAUGAUGGCAUGGUCCCCCCCACCCACCAACCCACAGCAAGUGGGCAGUAUGAUGGGUGGAAGGAAGAAAAACUCAGAGCCCCAAGUAUUCUAAAGAAGCAAAUGUGUGCAGGUUUAAUCAGCAAAAUGUUUCCAACUGGAUUUGGAGCCUGGGAGAGGGCCCUUGUGAAGCUCCCUUUGCUUUGUGACUCCUGUCCCUGAGGUCCUGACUCCUUUGGAGGAAAAGAUGCGUGGGUCCUGUGGGGUAAGGUGUCUUGUAGGGGGUGAGCAUUCCUGGGGACAGCUAGCAGGAGACCAUUGGAGCUCUUUGUUAAAUGCCUACUGUGUACCAGACUUGGCCCUAGGUUUUACAUUUCCUGUGCUCAGUGAUCCUCAAAGUGCUUCAGAGAUGAGCGUCAUUGUAUGUCGCAGAUGUAGCAGGUGUCCACUUCAUCUGCCCUGGCCAAGUUCACACCAGGGAACGUCCCUCCACCCUCACCCCUGGUCCAGCUACCAUCAUCACUCACCUGGACAAUUGCAGUGACCUGUGUCUGGCUCCAUACCCCCAGUCUACUCCCCACACGGUAGGCGGGGUGGGAGGGGGCAUCUGUAAAGUCGCGAUCAGAUCAUGUCCCUCUACUUUCCUUUCACACAAUAAAAUAUCAAGUCCUCACUGUGCCCUUCAAGUCCCUUCAUGGCUGGGCCCCAUUACCUCUCUGACAUUAUCUCGCACCCUCAUGCUUUCCCCAUGCCCAGCCUCCCUGCUCUUCAGUUUUGUAGCCACUACAUAGUCAGGAUGGACUUCCACCCUGAAUUUGGUUCAGAUGUCAACACAUGCAUACUAAGAGGGUAUAAAAAGGUUUAUUACUUACAAAAUGAGGCUUCCUUGGGAAAGCAGGGCAGGCCUCCCAAUCUGAUCCAAAAAUGGCUUGAGAAAGCAAGGAAAGGAGACUGGCUUGGGGUUUUUAUGGUGUUUGGGGGUGGGGCCAGAGUGACAGUUCCUGUGUGGUUUGAAACUCCCUUCUGUGCUGAAGGAGGGAGCACUCCUGCUCUCUUACCGGCUUGCCCAGAUGUGGGGCGAAAAGGGAGGAGUUAAGUUUAAAAGCUGUCAGCAGUCAAACAUCAAAAAAUGGAGUUAGAAUAUUCCACUUAGGCACACCAGGCAGAUUCAUAUGUGUUGUUCCCUCAGCCUGCCACACUGUGGCACCUGGUGUUUGCUCACCUCUUUCAGGUCUCUCUGCCCAAAUGAUUCUUUCUCUGAGAGGCCUUCAUUGACUGCCCUAACCUUCCUACACCCCGCAUGUGGCUUUGUUCCUUUUUUUUUUUUUUUUGUCGCUAGCGUUCACCAACACCUGACAUGAUGAUAUGUUUAUUCGUGGUCUCUCCCUUACCGGCAAUAUCCUUAAGUAUGGGGCAAUGUCUGUCUUGCUCACGGCUGUGUCCCUAGCAUUCAGGGCAGCUCUGGACCCAUAGCAGGUGCUCAGUAAAUGAUGAACAACUGAACAAAUGAAUCUGGAAACAGAAAGAUCUUGGCACCACUGGGCUGUGGCAUCCCUGUCUGUCAUGAGGAUCGUCUAUUCACUUACACAAGUGUUUGGUCCAGUUGCAAACAUCUCUAAAACGUAGUGGCUUAGAGUAAUAAAAAGUACUUAAUAUCCUCACAGUUUAUGUGGGUCAAGAAUUUGGGAGCAGCUGAACUGGUUUGUUCUAAUUUAGGGUCUCUCAUGAGGUUGUGUUCAAGCUGUAGGCCAGGACAGCAGUCAUCUGAAGGCAUGACUGGAGCUGGAGGAUCCACUUCCAAGAUGGUUGACUUGUCUUUUAUCUUGCAACACCACUUCUAUUGGGUGUUCAAUCCCUGCCAGGCACAGUGCCAGCCACCCUUAUGUGUGCAGUGACUGUACAGGAAGGUGUUGGCAGACAGCUUGUCCUUCAUCAAGCACCACCAGAUGAAUACUAGAGAGUGGCUCUAUAGAUGUGGAGACUUGCCAUCAGACCUUCAGGCAGAGCAAGUCCUUCUUCUGGCACUCAGAGUCUGUCCUGGAGAAUGGCCCUCUGUAUUAGCUGACCAUAGCUGCUUAUACAUUAGCUCAAAACUGAGUGGUUUAAAACAACAAAAACAUCUAUCAUUUUACACAGUUUCUUGUGGGUGAAGAAUUCAGGAGCAGCUUGGCUGAGAGGUUCUAGCUCCAGAACUCUUAUGAGAUUGCAACCAAGAUGUUGGCUAGGCAGCAGUCAUUUGAAUUUGUUAACAGAUGCAAAACUGGUGGAUACCCACAAAGCAAUAAUCAAUUGCAUCUCUACCAGACAGCACUUAUUUGCAUUUGUAUGGAUAAAAAUCUUUUGCAUUACUAUCAGCUUUCUAAGACUACACAGUUGGAAAAUGGCUGAAAAACAAUGAAAUUCUUAGAUAACCCAGAAGGGUGAGCUGGACAGCAAACCCAACGUGGUGCCCUGAAUUACUUAAUAUGGGCCUUCUAGCUAAAGUCUUUGCAAAAAAACCAAAAAAAAGGUGUUUUUUUUUUUGCAAAGAUCUGCCAAAUGACUGUGGGGGUAU
Molecule: messenger RNA, 7450 nt
Organism: Loxodonta africana (African savanna elephant)
Lineage: Eukaryota; Metazoa; Chordata; Mammalia; Proboscidea; Elephantidae
Gene: ZNF837
Product: zinc finger protein 837
Source: RefSeq, a predicted model, not a curated record